Molecule: messenger RNA, 1515 nt
Organism: Microdochium trichocladiopsis
Lineage: Eukaryota; Fungi; Ascomycota; Sordariomycetes; Xylariales; Microdochiaceae
Exons: 3
Coding region: 34-1116 (360 amino acids)
Source: RefSeq, a predicted model, not a curated record
ACCACCACCACCACCACCACCACCACCACCACCAUGCCGCGCCCCAAGAAGGCUGAUCUCGCCGCAAAGGCCGCCGCCGCCGCGCAGCCGCCCGCGCCCGUGGUCCCCGCGAUGGCCCCCAGCCCGUACUCUGCUCCUCCACCCAUGCCUCAGCAGCCGCUCCAGCCUUAUGGCGCCCAGUUCCCGCCAGCCACCCCCCAGUUUGGCGGCCCCCCUCCCAUUCCUGUUGCGCCUCGCACCGUCGAUGUCGAGCAGUUCGUCCGCGUCCGCGAUAGUGUCCACGUGCGCUUCAACACCAUCCUUGGUCUUAUGAAGAGCUUCUCGGAUGACUUUCUGCGCCAGACCAACCUCCUCCUUGGCGAGCCCACGCAGUUUGACUCGUCCAGCGGCAAUGCCAUGUCUGCCAUGGUCGCCAACCUGGAUGGUAUCAGCAACCAGCUCAACGACCUGGUUGGCGCUCCCUCGGAGGAGAAGAAGGAGCGCAAGAAGCGCACCCACGACCCUAACGCGCCCAAGCGGCCUCUGACGCCGUACUUCCUGUACAUGCAGACCGCCCGUCCCAUCAUCGCCAAGGACCUUGGCGAGGAGGCCCCCAAGGGUGCUGUCCAAGAGGAGGGCCAGCGUCGCUGGGCUGCCAUGUCUCCCAACGACAAAGUCGCCUGGAACAACGCUUACCAGUUCAACCUCCGCCUGUACAAUGCUCGUGUCCACUCGUACAAGCACGGCAACCCUGCUGCCCGGGAGAUGACUGACCAGGAAGCGCACCUCUACGCUGACAACAACGACAUUGCUCAGCCUACUUUGACCAGCGAGGACACGGCUCUGCCCGCCAGUGAGCAGGACGCUGUCAACGAGCAGCUCGGCCUUGCCGCCGUCCCUGCCCCCUCUGUUCCUACCCCUGCUUCGCCCGAAGAGACCAAGACCCCCAAGCCCAAGGCUGGAGGUCGCAAGAGGAAGAGCGCUGCUGCCGAUAUCGCUGCUGAGGAGGGCGAGGCGAGCGCGGCUAAGGUCUCGACGCCCGCCAACCCUGAGAAGAAGCGUAAGAGGCAAUCCAAGGUUGCCGAGACUCCCGUGGAGGAGCCCAAGAAGUCUGCUCGCAAGAAGAAGAGCACAUAAGCUUGUUGUCGCACGAUUGUCUUUGCUUCUUUAUGUUGAAGAUACCUCUUCGUUCUCGAUGCUCACCGCAGCGUUUAUGGUGUUGGAACUCUCAAGAUAUUGAGAAGGAAAAUGGUGUUUCACGGGGGCACUAUCGGGAAUGCCGUGGCGUUUGCACAUUUGUAUGACUUACGAAUCUUCUUUUGCACCAUGUCCUGGUUGUCAGGCCUCGGUUGGGUGGUGGAAUAGGUUGGAGCACCUGGGAAAGCGAUGACGCUUAAAGUUCGCCUUGUAUUUAUUCCGGAAUGAACGAAGAUAUCAACACAGUUUUUCAGCAGACGAGCCUUGGUGUGGUGAAAUGACCUGCACGAUCUGGACUGCACAAUCCAUGAGCUCUGCGGGAAACACAUUCAAUGUUGC